Messenger RNA from Papaver somniferum (opium poppy), 1242 nucleotides. Its product is annotated as putative cysteine-rich receptor-like protein kinase 35. The coding region runs from base 1 to 1242 and encodes 413 amino acids. Gene Ontology annotation, molecular function: ATP binding; protein kinase activity. NCBI's taxonomy places the organism in Eukaryota, Viridiplantae, Streptophyta, Magnoliopsida, Ranunculales, Papaveraceae. Gene Ontology annotation, biological process: protein phosphorylation. The transcript is spliced from 7 exons. The record is from RefSeq and is a predicted model, not a curated record.
AUGAGAAAACCUAAAUACAUUAAAAUCUCUCGAACUCUCCCACGAAUAACCCCCUCUCCUGUGAAACCAAAACACUCAAAGAGAAAGUUUCCGCAGAAACUGUUCCUUAUGAUAUUUGUUCCUUCAGUGGUUAUAGUAUUAUCCAUCAUAAUCAUUUUGUAUUUCUGCAUAAUAAAGAGAAAAAAGAAAGUACUGCAAAAGAAGAUUGAAGACAUCGAUGAGAUUCAAAGUGAUGAGUCUUUGCAAUUCAACUUCAGUACCAUAAGUGCCGCUACACACAACUUUUCAGAUGCUAAUAAGCUUGGGCGAGGCGGAUUUGGUACUGUAUACAAGGGUACACUCUCAGACGGACAAGAAAUAGCUGUGAAGAGGUUGUCUGUAAAUUCUGGCCAAGGUGAAGAAGAAUUUAAGAAUGAAGUUGUAUUAUUGGUCAAACUGCAACACAAAAAUCUUGUUAGAGUUUUAGGCUUCUGUUUAGAUGGGGAGGAAAAGCUUCUCGUUUACGAGCUUAUGAAGCAUGGAAGCCUCGAUCAGUUUUUAUUCGAUCCUGUUAAACGCACAUAUUUGAAUUGGGAAAGGCGAUACAAGAUUAUAGGAGGCAUUGCGAAAGGACUUCUCUAUCUUCACGAGGACUCUCGACUUAAGAUUAUCCAUCGGGAUCUAAAAGGCAGCAAUGUUUUAUUAGGAGAAGAUAUGGUCCCCAAAAUCUCAGAUUUUGGGAUGGCUAGGAUUUUCUUGGUGAACCAAAAUCAAGCCAGUACAAAACGAAUUUGUGGAACUUUUGGAUAUAUGGCUCCUGAGUAUGCAAUGCAUGGUAAAUUCUCCGUGAAAUCAGACGUCUAUAGUUUCGGUGUUUUGAUUCUAGAAAUCCUAAGUGGAAAGAGGAGUAACUCGUUUGGUGGGUUCGAAGGUGCUGAGAAUGUCCUAAGCUAUGCAUGGGGCCUUUGGAAGGAGGAGAGAUCUAUGGAAUUGUUAGAUCCAACACUAAGAGAAUGUUAUUCAGCAAAUGAAGUGAUGAGAUGCAUCCAAAUUGGUUUAUUAUGUGUUCAAGAAGAUGUAGCUAAUAGACCCACAAUGGCAUGGAUUAUUCACAUGCUCAAUAACCACUCUGUCACUCUUCCAUCACCUUUAUCACCAUCUGCAUUUUUACUGCGUGGUAAAACUGAACCCGAAAUCCAUUCUGAAGAGGCUGACAACAUAAGCGUGAAUCAGAUGUCCAUGACGGAAUUUUACCCCCGCUGA